AUGGAACUGGACAGAUCAAUGGACAGAUGCGAAGAAGCUUUUUGCAAAGUGAAAGCAAUGAUUGUUUCAGAUCUGGUGCUUACACAUUAUGACCCUAACCUUCCCUUACAACUGGCUUGUGAUGCUUCACCUGUAGGGAUUGGAGCGGUACUGUCCCAUGUUAUGACAGACGGCACAGAGCGCCCGAUAGCGUUUGCAUCGAGAUCCCUAUCGAAGGCGGAGCGCAACUACGCACAGAUAGAUAAAGAAGCGCUGGCUACAGUGUGGGGAGUCAAGAAAUUCCACAAUUACCUUUUCGGUAUGAACUUUACCUUACUGACUGAUCAUGAGCCUCUCACUUCAAUCUUUCAUCCCAGCAAAAGCCUUCCUGCUAUCACUGCUGCUAGAUUACAACGCUACGCUUUGUUCUUGGCGGGUUUUGACUAUACAAUCAGAUAGAAGAACACUAAGUUACACGGAAAUGCGGAUGGUUUGUCUCGAUUACCCUUGCAUAAUGAGACACCAGAAGAAGAGCCAGAUCCAGUGGGCCUCUUCUAUGCCACACAAUUUGAGCCCUUGCCAGUCCACCCUGCAACCAACGGUCAAGCAGAACGUUUUGUUCAGAGUUUCAAACAUGCUAUGAAAUGCGAGAAACAAAGUACAUCCCAGCUGAAAACCAAUAUGGCAAAGUUCCUUUUGGCUUACCGGAAUACACCGCAUUCGACGACUGGAGAAUCACCGUCCGUGUUGUUUUUGGGCAGACCGCUACGGACUCCCCUCGAUUUGGUGAAACCUGAUUUACAAAUGAAAGUGAUGAACAGGCAAAUCGAUCAAGCAGGGAGGAAAGGACAUUCCCCCACACGUCAAUUAUCCAUUGGUCAGACUGUCAUGGCACGUAACUACAGUGGGAAAGACAAGUGGCUACCAGGCAUAGUUCGUGCUCAAACGGGAUCCCUUUCAUACGAGAUAAAAGUUGGUCCAAAUCGAAUUUGGCGACGUCACAUCGACCAGCUUCGAGCCUCUAGUGUGAAAGUAAAUGACCAGAGUAAUGAUACGGCUGAACCUCAUCCAGAGCUCGGAGAGACUGACCAGAAUAUUGCACCAGCAGAAGAAUUGUCGCAGAGCCGGAUAUCGAAUUAGCCACAAAUCCACCAGUAGUCCAACAAGAAGAAGCCGGUAGGGCUACAACAGGAUCUGGACAACGUUACCCAACUAGAUCACACCAACCACCCGAGAGGUGGGGUCUUAACUGUUUGAUCCGAAAACUGUUUAAGAAAACUACAUAGAGAACUGCUUUAUUACUUACUGUUAUGGUUAGCAUAAUUGUUCGAACACGAUAGUUAACUCAUGAACAAUAUUUUAUGAUACAUUCCUUAAGAGGGGAGAUGGUGUUAGAUAUAUAGAUGGGCAGCGGUCAUACGCACGGACAUGCGCAUUAGAUAUGUAGGUCGGCCAUGCUUAUGUAUUAUUCAUAUUUUGUUAAAAGUAUAAUCUAAAUACACGACAACUAUAGUCUUAAUAGUCUUGACUAUAGCCUUAAUAGUCAUGACUAUAGUCUUAAUAGCCAUGACUAUAGUCUUAAUAGUCAUGACUAUAGUCUUAAUAGUCAUGACUAUAGUCUUAAUAGUCAUGACUAUAGUCUUAAUAAUCAUGACUAUAGUCUUUUAUAAAAUAGCCUUUUAAAAACACGGGCGCUGAUUGGUCAAAAGCUCAAAAAACCCGUGUUUCUAUAACUCGAUAGAAACACGGGGAAUUUUCACGCGGGUUGCGUGGAUUGCGCGGGAGUUUGAAAGACAAAAUACAAACAAUAUUUAAUCUUGAAAAAAGUUGAAAAACGUCCCGAAACGCCGAAGAACCGUUACAAAAAAAAGGCAACACUUUGCUAACUUAGAAAGCGAAGACCUAAAGCACAAAGUAUAAUUAUAGCACACGUUGUAUCUGUUUGACUGUUUACCAAGGUAAGACAUUUUAAUUUUACUUUGUGUUUUUAAAAAAAUAUUUUCCUCGCGACGUUUUUAAUCAUGUUUACUAUAGUUUUUAAUCACGUUUAAACGUUCACUAACUAUUUAAAACAGUGCUUUCCUUGCAUGCAAGCAUGUACGUUGUUGAAGUAAGCCUGUUAAGUGCUGUCUGUUGUUUUGACAGCGAUAUACUUGUUUACUUCGCUAUGCUUUUAUAAUUAUUAUUUACACGAACGUAUAUUAAGGUGGAAUUAAUUGUUGAAUGAAAGCAAUUAAAAUCAAUAAAUAUAUCUUUUCUAUUGUUUUUAAAAGGCUGUUUAAAAACACAAUUUCCCACGCAAUUUCUCGUUUCUCCCAAACUUUCACGCGUGUUUCUAUAACUCUAUAGAAACACGGAAAAUGUUUUCUAUUUCUUAAAUAGUAGUCAUUACUACAGUCUUAAUAGUCAUGACUAUAGUAUUAAUAGUCAUGACUAUAGUCUUAACAGUGAUGACUAUAGUCUUAAUAGUCAUGACUAUAGCCUUAAUAAUCAUGACUAUAGUCUUAAUAGUCAUGACUAUAGCCUUAAUAGUCAUGACUAUAGUCUUAAUAGUCAUGACUAUAGUAUAACGACUUUGGCAGCACAUAUUUUUUAUGUCAGCAAGACAAAAUUUCGAUAUAUCAGUAUACUAACCUUAACCAUAAGGAAAAAUAUGUACCCCUUGUAUUCCGCUUGGUAAAAUAAAAAAUUGUAUAUAUCCACAUGGGGUGGGCGGGUUAAUCACUUUUUAAUGACUGUGUAAUAUGCAAAUAUCGACCAUUACGGUGUUGACAACCAUAUUAACUUCUGUUUCAAAUAUGUCACGAUUUUUAUUCCUGCUUGGAAAUUUAUUACUCCUUUACCAGCCACCAAAUUCAUUAAAAGAAUUAAAACGAAUUUUCAUUGCGUGUUGAAAAUACAUUUACGUAUACUUAAAUGAAACGCUCGCGAAAUUUAUACCUACGCUUAGCAAUUGUCAUUAGAUGGCAUGGGGACGCGAAAAAAUUGUUGAGCUCAGCAAAAAUAUUGACUGUUUCGCCCAAACACGCCUUGAGUUACGUCAUGCAUAUAUAAUAAAUCCUCCACUACCCCUCCACCGCCCUACCUCCACCUCCCUCUGCCACCACAAUCCGCCUGAAUAUUGAUUACCUACGCCUCACUCCGCCACACUCCGCCACCAAAAUCCGGCCCGAACGGUGCCUAUAUUACUACUGACUCAUCAUGACUCUUCAACUUUUUCCUCAUGCUGGCGGUAGUACUUUCUUCUGCGUCGUCUUCUUUUCUUUCGGCUGAUCGAGCUCGUCUCCUUGCUUACCAGUUCAAU
Paramuricea clavata is the source of this 3283-nucleotide messenger RNA. The record is from the annotation of a GenBank genome assembly. Lineage: Eukaryota; Metazoa; Cnidaria; Anthozoa; Malacalcyonacea; Plexauridae.